Molecule: messenger RNA, 942 nt
Organism: Malania oleifera
Lineage: Eukaryota; Viridiplantae; Streptophyta; Magnoliopsida; Santalales; Ximeniaceae
Product: histone H2A
Exons: 2
Coding region: 288-737 (149 amino acids)
Cellular component (GO): nucleosome
Molecular function (GO): protein heterodimerization activity; DNA binding; structural constituent of chromatin
Source: RefSeq, a predicted model, not a curated record
AUUCUGUUUCACACGGAUCACUCUGUUACUCUCUCACAGCCGUCGAUUGCUCUCCGAAUCCACGGUCCUCGCUGCUCGAUCCCAAACCAAGGUUCAUUCUUCUUCUUCCGCAACAUGCCCCCUUACCCAUACAAAUUGCACCCCAACGACGCCACAAUCCACACAUCGCCUACAAUCUCUUUGAAUCUCUCGCUCGGACGAGGUCUAGUCGGAGAAUCGGUCAGUGUACGCCGCGCUUUUGUUGUUGAUCGUGCGGGGAUUUGGUUUUCUGGUGACUGAAUUCAGUUAUGGAUACCGGAGGGAAGCUGAAGAAGGGUGCCGGAGGCAGGAAGGGAGGUGGUCCGAAGAAGAAGCCAGUGUCCCGCUCCGUGAAGGCCGGUCUGCAGUUUCCAGUUGGUCGGAUCGGGCGAUAUCUCAAGAAAGGAAGGUAUUCUCAGCGUGUUGGCACCGGCGCUCCGGUCUACCUCGCUGCCGUCCUCGAAUACCUUGCUGCUGAGGUUUUGGAGUUGGCGGGCAAUGCUGCAAGGGACAACAAGAAGAACAGGAUCAUCCCAAGGCAUGUUCUUUUGGCGGUGAGGAAUGAUGAGGAACUUGGAAAGCUUCUGGCUGGUGUGACAAUAGCACAUGGAGGUGUUCUUCCUAACAUCAACCCUGUUCUUCUGCCAAAGAAGUCUGAUAAGGUCACAAAGGAGCCUAAGUCCCCAUCCAGGGCCGCAAAAUCUCCUAAGAAGGCCUAGAUUCACUGCAUUCUAGUGGGUGCUUGUCCUGUUCUCUUAGUCUUCUCUGUAUGUAAUUUUUAUUUGUGUCUUUGAUUUGUAGGAAAAUUUCAUGUGCUCAGGGAUUUAGGAUAAUUGUACCCGUUGUUGUUUCUAGCUUCUACGCUCUUGUUAGAACAUCCUUUGUUUUUAAUUAAUGAUGAGAUGAAAUUGUUGGUUUUAGAAA